AGUUGCUGUCAGUGGCUUAAUGCCACAUGUCCGUGGCAUCUAGGACAGUCUGUAGACUCGGUGCAAACUUACUGAAUGAUUUUCUCCGAUUGCGAAGACGCUUUAUGUCAUGGUAUACGUAUACAACGCCGCUGGAUAUACCCGUCAGAUCUUAGUGAGUUUUCCCAACAUCUGUACGUUAGGGCCCACAUUGCAAUUGCGGGAUGUCGGUCCUGGCGUUUGGUUUUCACUUUCCCUACUGUGGCAGAACUACGAACAGGAAUUUUCUCAGCGUGUAUGGGCGAAAACAAUAUAAAAUGCUUCUCAUUCGCACUUUGCAGAAGUCCUUAACCCUCAAGUUGUUCUAUCAUGCCUGCACGAACCUUUGUUCUUCCUGACCUAGUCAGCCAUUGUCCUUACCCUCUCCGUGUCAACCCUCUUUGCGACACCGUCACACGCAAUUCCGAGGAAUGGAUCCUUAACGAAGCAAAUUAUACGCCGGAGAAGCGCAAGAAAUUCCUAGAGGUCAAAGCUGGCAUCCUCACCGCCAACUGUUAUCCCGACGCCGAUUUAUUCCACCUUCAAGUCUCAUCCGAUUAUUUGACCUACCUCUUCUGUUUCGACGAUUGGUCCGACGAGUUCGACGAGACAGAUGCUUAUUCGUUUGCUGAUUGUAUCAUGGGUUGUCUCCGUGACCCUCAUGGCUUUCAUACGGACAAAGCCGUGGGUCGGCUGACCAAGAGCUUCUUCAGCCGUUAUCUACGAAUGAGCGGCCCUCGAUGUGCUAAGCGCUUCAUCGAUACGAUGGAUCUCUAUCUUAAAUCCGUCGCUGAACAAGCGGCUGAUCGCACUAAGGGUAGAACUCCUGACCUAGAGUCCUACAUUGCAUUGCGUCGGGAUACUAGUGCAUGUCGCCCCUGCUUCGCCCUGAUGGAGUUCGUUGCUGGUCUCGACCUUCCGGAUGAAGUCGCCGAGCACCCGCUUAUCCGCUCAAUGGAGGAAGCUACCAACGAUCUGGUCUCAUGGUCAAACGACAUAUUUUCGUAUAACAAAGAACAAUCCUGUGGCGAUACGCACAAUCUCGUUGCCGUCAUCAUGGAAGAACACAAGCUUGAUUUGCAACCUGCGUUGGACUUUGCCGGCGAUCUCUGUCACAGGAGUAUCGCCAGAUUCGAAGUUGAUCGUCGCUCCCUUCCCUCAUGGGGUCCAGAGAUCGAUCGUGACGUGAAGAUCUACGUCCAAGGCAUGCAGGAUUGGAUCGUCGGCUCGUUGCAUUGGAGCUUCACGACCAAACGCUACUUUGGCAUUCACGGUGAAGAAGUAAAGAAACAUCGCACUAUUCAGCUGUUAUCUUCAAGAAAGCAAGAACUUCUCAAGUCAGUCAAUGUUGAUGCAACUACCAACCCAUAUUCGUUUGCCGCCUUCAUCCACACGAUUAUCCUGAUCUUCAUGCGCCUCAUUUUUGGAAAUGCUAAAGGCCUGUGAUCGUGUUUAUGAUAUCGUUGACUCAGGUCGCUUUCCCCGAGUUUAUUAGCACGCUAUCGCUUCUGCUGCUUCUUCUUGCUGUCCAAUCGCACCUCUUGCUUUAUAUUAGUUACCGAUGUAUUACUACAACUGUAAAAUACUUCCGAAUCUUGUAAAAUAACAGAAUCAGGUACAUGCAAGUGUGGAUUUUCCCAUUAGACGACUCUGCUAGUGUUUGACAGAUAAUGU
Molecule: messenger RNA, 1692 nt
Organism: Somion occarium
Lineage: Eukaryota; Fungi; Basidiomycota; Agaricomycetes; Polyporales; Cerrenaceae
Source: the annotation of a GenBank genome assembly